Messenger RNA from Brassica oleracea var. oleracea, 3754 nucleotides. Its product is annotated as formin-like protein 20. The record is from RefSeq and is a predicted model, not a curated record. Lineage: Eukaryota; Viridiplantae; Streptophyta; Magnoliopsida; Brassicales; Brassicaceae. The transcript has 30 exons. Bases 1 to 3753 code for a protein of 1250 amino acids.
AUGUCGCUCUUCCGAAAGUAUUUCUACAGAAAAGCUCCGGAUCGGAUCGUCGAGAUAUCCGAGCGUGUAUAUGCUUUUGACUGUUGUUUCUCCAACAAUGUUAUGGGAGAGGAUGAGUACAAACAGUAUCUGGAUGGCAUCGUAGCACAGCUGCAUUAUCUUUACCCGGAUGCCUCAUUCAAAGUGUGUAACUUCAGAACAGAAGACCAACAGAGUCAAUUAUCAACACUAUUGUCUCAAUAUGGCAUGUCGGUAAUGGACUAUCCUAAUCAACACGAGAGUGUUCCGCUUUUACCUCUCCAAGUGAUCAGCCAACUCCUAAUAUCAAGCGAGAGCUGGUUAGGUCAACAGAAUGUUCUCUUGAUGCAUUGCGAAAGAGGCUGUUUGCCUCUUCUUGAUUUUAUGUUAUCAGCAGUAUUAUUGUACAACAAAAGGUAUCAUGGCGAUCAGAAGACUCUGGAGUUGGCAUAUAACCAGGCUCCUAAGGAGCUUCUUUGUCUUUCGUCUGCUCUAAACACACAACCUUCUCAACUAAGAUAUCUUGGGUACAUAUCCACAAGAGAUUUAGGCUCUGAUUGGCCUCCUCCAGAGGCACCUCUUCUUUUGGAUUGCUUGAUUCUCAGAGGUCUCCCACAUUUUCAAGGGGUAAAAGAUUGGAGACCAAGUUUAAGGAUUUUAGGUCAGGACCAUAAAGCCCCAGCAAACAGGAGCUCCAUACUUCUCUUUUCCACACCAAAGACAAAUACCUUCUACCAACAAGAAGAGUGUAUCCAGGUGAAGUUAGAUAUCCAGUGCCAUGUUCAAGGGGAUAUUGUUCUGGAAUUAAUAAACUUGCAUGAUGAUUUGGUGCGUGAGGAGAUGGUCUUUAGAAUCAUGUUCAACACAGCAUUUGUACGUGGUAAUGUUCUAAAGGUCCAAAGCGAUGAGAUGGAUAUACUUUGGGAUGCCAAGGACCAGUUCCCAGGGGAAUUUAAGGCAGAGGUACUCUUCUCUGACCCCUUGGUGCCUGUUACUGAAACAGCUCCCCCGAUGCGUAGAGGAGCCCCACCACCUCCAUUUGGGUCUGGUGGACCUCCUCCUCCACCACCACCAUUUCCAUUUAGGUCUCGUGAACCUCCACCACCACCACCUCCUCUGAUGCGUAGAGGAGCCCCACCACCACCUCCAUUUAGGUCUGGUGGACCUCCGCCUCCACCACCACCACCUCCAUUUAGGUCUCGUGGACCUCCGCCUUUUCAUUGGGUUAUACCAAGGAGGGUCAUUUUUGUAAGCUCAUGGGAGGAGAUACCACAGAGACAUGAGGAAGGACAAACUGCACCAGAGUUUGAUGUAUCAGAAAUAGAGACUCUUCUCUCUGCUAGAGUGCAAAAACCGGCUGAUAAUGCCCCGCCGCCGCCACCACCACCUCCCCCAAUGCACAGAGGAAUAGGAUGUGGUCUUCCACGUCCAGGUUUGAGGUCUUCAACUCAAAAGAAGUCUUCUCUUAAGCCUUUUCAUUGGGUUAAGAUAACAAGGGCCGCGCGGGGAAGCUUAUGGGACGAGUUUCAGAGACAUGGGGAAGGACAAACUGCACCAGAAUUUGAUAUAUCAGAAUUAGAGACCCUUUUCUCUGCUAAAGUGCAAAAACCGACUGAUAAAUCUGGAAACCAACCGGUUUGGGCAAUACCUGAAACAAUUCAACUGAUUAACCUUAAGAAAGCCCGUAACGUGGAAAUUAUUCUUUGGAGAUUAAAGAUUCCGCUGCGUGAUAUUAUCGCUGCAGUUCUGGCUAUGGAUGAAUCUAUAGUAGAUAUUGAUCAAAUAGUUAAUCUUACGAAGUUUUGCCCAACCAAGGACGAAAUGGAACUUCUUAUGAACUACAGUGGUGACAAGGCUACCUUGGGAAAUUGUGAGCAGUACUUCCUAGAGCUCAUGAAGGUGCCAAGAGUAGAAUCCAAGCUGAGAGUAUUUUCCCUCAAGGUUCAUUUUGGCACUCAGAUAUCAGAACUCAAACAACGUUUAGAUUUGUUAAACUCUGCGUGUGAUGAGGUCCGUUCUUCACAAAAGCUAAAAGAAAUUAUGAAAAGGAUUGAUUACCUAGGGAACACAAACCAAGGACCUGCGAGGGGUAAGACCAUUUCUCUGCGUUCUCCAGGCGUUGCUGUGGGAUUCAAGUUAAAAAAUCUAUUAAAAGUAGGCCACACACGUGGUGCUAGCAGCAUGCAACAUCUCUGCAAGGACCUUGCUUCCAAGGAAUCAGAUCUAAUGGACUUCCAUAAGGAUCUUGAAAGUCUUGAAUCAGCUUCAAAGAUACAACUGAAGUCGCUGGAUGAGGAUAUGCAAGCUAUAAUCAAAGGAUUAAACAUACUGAACCAGGAGCUCACUGCAUCCGAAAGUGAUGGUCCUGCUUCAGAAGUAUUCCAGAAAUUACUGAAGGAAUUCGUUUCAAUUGCUGAGACUGAAGUGGCAUCUGUAUCAAGUCUUUACUCCGUUGUGGGAGAGAAUGUUGAUGCACUUGUGUACUACGUUGGCGAGAAUCCCAUACAUUGUCCAUUUGAACAAGUUACUGCAGACCUCCUGAAUUUUGUAAGAUUGUUUAAGAAAGCACACGAAGAGAAUGUCAAGCAAGCAGAGUUGGAGAAGAAGGAAGCUGCUGAGGAUAAGAAACUGAAGAAGGGAAAAGGACUCAGUCUCACAAGAAAAGUGAUUGACCCUGACAGAGCCGAUAAUUUGGAAAUUAUGCUUUGGAGAGUAAAGAUGCCACUGCCUGAUAUGAUGGCUGCAGUUCAGGCAAUGGAUGAUACUGUAUUAGAUAUUGAUCAGAUAGAGAAACUUAUAAGUUUUUGUCCAACCAAGGAAGAGAUGGAACUUCUUAAUAACUACACUGGUGACAAGGAAAGAUUGGGAAAGUGUGAGCAGUACUUCCUAGAGCUAAUGAAGGUUCCGCGAGUUGAAUUGAAGCUGAGAGUAUUUUCUUUCAAGAUUCAAUUCCACACUCAGGUAACAGAAUUAAGGAAAAGUUUAAGAGAAAAAGACAAAAAUAGCACUAAAUCAAGUUUAUGUUCCCAAACUAGCACUAUAUUUUGGAGAUUUGCCCAAAGUUUAAAUGCGGUAAAGUCUGCAUGUGAGGAGAUUCGUUCUUCGCAAAAGCUGAAAGGAAUUAUGAAAAGGAUUCUUUACCUGGGGAACACACUGAACCAAGGAACUGUGAGGGGCGCUGCAGUGGGAUUCAAGUUGGAAUGUUUAUUAGCAUUAAGCGAUACACGUGCUGCUAACAGCAAGAUGACUCUCAUGCAUUAUCUUUGCAAGGUCUUUGCUUCUAAGGCGUCACAUCUACUGGACUUCCAUAAGGAUCUUGAAAAUCUUGAAUCAGCUUCAAAGAUACAAUUGAAGUCGCUGGCUGAGGACAUGCAAGCCAUUAGCAAAGGGUUGGAAAUGCUGGACCAGGAGCUCACUGCAUCCGAACGUGAUGGUCUUGUUUCUGAAGUUUCCUAUAAAAGGUUGAAGGACUUCAUGCGUAUUGCUGAGACUGAAGUGGAAGCUAUCAGCCGUCUUUACACUGAAACGGGAAGGAAUGCUGAUGCGCUUGCGCACUAUUUUGGCGAGGAUCCCAGCCGCUAUCCAUUUGAACAAGUUACUGGGACUCUUGCGAAGUUUGUAAGCUUGUGGAAGAAAACACACGAAGAGAAUGUCGAGCAAGCAGAGCUGGAGAAGAUGGGAGCCGCUAAGGAAGCGAGGAUGAAGAAAGCGAAAGAACAAUUCGGUUCACACUAAA